AUGGCGGAGGGCCAGCAAGCUCAGCAACCUGUGCAGCAGACUCAGAAGGUGUCAGAUAUUAUACGGACCUACCGUCCUACAAAGGCAUUUCGACCCCCGAAGCAAGAUCAUCCCCAUGUGACGUCGCUGGAUUUCGAUGACCAGGGCGAUUUCCUCGUUGCCGCUGGAGAGGAUGAGACAAUUCAAGUGUUUGACAUCAAGGAGGGGAAGGCCACCAAGUCUGUUCCUAGCAAGAAGUACGGUGUCCAUCUGGCACGAUUCACGCAUCAUUCACGCCAGGUUCUUCACGCGAGUACAAAAGUCGAUGACUCGUUGAGAUUGCUCGAUCUUCACAACGAAGGCUACGUGCGGUAUUUCUCCGGUCAUACUGAUAAAGUAACGUCUCUGGCGCUGUCGCCCGGAAGCGAUGCUUUCGUCUCAUGCUCGAAAGACGACACCGUCGCACUUUGGGAUCUUAAUUCGCGGCAUGUUCAGGGAAGACUGAAGCUCGCGACGCCAUACUUGGCCACCUUUGAUCCGUCAGCCUCAGUCCUCGCGAUUGCAUCUCAGUCGACCUCGUCUGUUCUCCUCUACGACUUUCGUAACUACGACAAAUCCCCGUUUUCUUCCUUUGAUCUUGCGCCAUACGAAGAAAGAUUUACACCGUCCACCAGGGGCAGGGCUUGGACACGUCUGGAAUUCUCUAAUGAUGGAAAAUACCUGCUUGUGGGAACAGACUUUCACGGUCAUUUCAUUCUGGAUGCCUUUGACGGGGCCGUGCGCGCUUUCCUGGUAGGGAAGAAUGGCUCCCCUGGCAGGGCGGCUCCCGUUUCUACAACCGGAAAACCUCUUGGUCAGGGAGAUGCCUGCUUCUCACCUGAUGGGCGGUAUGUCAUUGGUGGUCCAGGAGAUCAAUCAGACGUACUUGUGUGGGAUUUGCAACAGCCUCCUGAUUCGAGUCUGCUUUUGCAGCCCACUCACAGACUACCUAGUCGGGGUCGGACUGCGGUGAUCGAGUACAAUCCGAGGUUUAACAUGCUUGCAACUGCUGAUAAAGAGACGGUCUUCUGGCUUCCAGAGGAUGGCUCUAGGCAACCGGAGAAAUAA
Molecule: messenger RNA, 1086 nt
Organism: Aspergillus ruber CBS 135680
Lineage: Eukaryota; Fungi; Ascomycota; Eurotiomycetes; Eurotiales; Aspergillaceae
Product: WD-repeat containing protein SWD2
Exons: 3
Coding region: 1-1086 (361 amino acids)
Cellular component (GO): Set1C/COMPASS complex
Molecular function (GO): protein binding; chromatin binding
Source: RefSeq, a predicted model, not a curated record